UGUCAAAUAAAGGUGCUGUCACAGCCGUACAGCAAAAACAUUUAAAUUUAAUAGUUUAUUAUUAAUAUUUAUUCUAAUAUUUAUUAAAAACCAAAGUGUCAUUUGUAAUAAUUAGUGGAGUCUAUCAUUUUGUAUCUUGUUAAUUUCAUUUACAUAUAGUUUUUCUUAUAAUAGAUGGAUACAAUAAUCAAUUGCACAAUGUCUAGAAAGAGAACAAGAAGUCGCUCUGAAGAAGUAAUAACUCCAAAUUCAUGUGUUCAACCACUCCAAAUGUCUCUUGUUCGAGAAGCACCAUUUAGUGAUGAACCUGAGGCUAUUCGAAAUAGAGAAAUAUGUGAUUAUUCUCAGCAAAUAACUUAUGAAAUGGCUUGUAGUGGAAGAUCUUCACGUCCAGUUAGAGUUUAUGCUGACGGAAUCUAUGAUUUAUUCCACCAGGGACAUGCAAGGCAGCUUUUACAAGCAAAAAAUGUUUUUCCUAAUGUGUAUCUUAUUGUUGGAGUUUGCAGUGAUUCCCUGACUCAUAGCAAAAAAGGAAGAACUGUUAUGAACGAAUUUGAACGAUACGAAGCGCUUAAGCAUUGUAGAUAUGUAGACGAAAUUGUGAGAGACGCUCCAUGGGAAGUAGAUGAGGCAUAUGUUGCUAAACACAAAAUAGAUUUUAUUGCCCACGACGAUAUCCCUUACGGCACCGAUGAAAGUAAUGAUAUAUAUGCUUAUUGGAAAACUAAAGGUAUGUUCGUAGCUACAGAACGCACGGAAGGAGUAUCUACCUCUGAUAUAGUAGCCAGAAUAGUUCGAGAUUAUGAUAUGUAUGUAAGAAGAAACUUGGCUCGUGGCUAUUCUGCUAAAGAUUUAAAUAUUUCUUAUCUUAAUGAAAAAAAGAUAAGAUUACAAAAUAAAAUGCAUGAAUUAAAAGAUAAAGGAAAACGGGUUAUUGGUACCAUUGGAGAAAGAAAAGAUGAUAUGAUUGCAAAAUGGGAAGAAAAAUCAAGAGAAUUCAUUGAAAACUUUUUACUUCUUUUUGGAAGGGAAAGAUUAACAAACAUUUGGAAUGAAAGUAAAGGAAAAAUUUUAAAUGCUUUAAGUCCACCUAGUUCACCUUUUCCUCCUGCCAGUCCAAGCUCAAGUAAUGAUGAAUUUGAUUUUGGAGAGGAUGAACUUCCCCCAAGGAAAAAUGCAAGAUAUGAAUCUAACAAAUUUCAUAACAAUGAUGAUUACAGCGACGAAGAUGAUUAUAUUUCAGCUUCUUCAAAUAGUAUAAAUCAAAAUUAGGUAUGAUAUACCUAAACCGUAUGCUGUUAAAUAAAAUUUAUUGUGUAAUUUAUAAUACUUUACAAUGUUAUUACAGAUUUAUUGUAUUUUU
This is a messenger RNA of Brassicogethes aeneus, 1363 nucleotides long. Lineage: Eukaryota; Metazoa; Arthropoda; Insecta; Coleoptera; Nitidulidae. The record is from the annotation of a GenBank genome assembly.